ACAACGACUGUGCCUCUGCACAAACUUCUCAAUGCUGCAGAUAAAGACGGAAGGGACAAACUUACAGGACAAUGGAGGGAUCAUAAGCUUCAGGAAUUGAAUUUUGUCGGUGUCGUGGUCAGCCUUGUUGCUGGGAUGCUAUCAGGUACAGGUUCCUGGCCAGUCAUCCAACCCAACGGAAAGAUAUCUCCUUGGACUGUUCGCGCCUGUUGGUACUGCGGAAUCCUCUUCGCAGUCGCUGCUGUGCUUACAGCAUUGCAACAAUCGAUUCGUCUGCAUAGAUUGUCUUGUCACCAGCAUCCCGGGAAGUACAUCCGACGACUUAUCAGUCAGCAGCACCCCGAUCGUAAUGGCCUGAUACUUGCUCGCAAGAGCCACGUUAUGCUAUGGCAGUGUGGUACUUACUUCCUGUCGCUUAGUGCAUUGUCGAUGCUUGUCGGUAUGUUUAUCCUGAUCUGGGAUGCAACGGACCCACUGCCCGGCGGAUUUGAAAGAGCUUGGUGGACUGGCGAAGCCAAGUUGGCGGUUACCUUCAGCAUCAUUGGUUUCUUUAUUGCCUGCGUCUUUGUUUUCCAACAAUUUGCGCUCUAU
Molecule: messenger RNA, 591 nt
Organism: Aureobasidium pullulans EXF-150
Lineage: Eukaryota; Fungi; Ascomycota; Dothideomycetes; Dothideales; Saccotheciaceae
Exons: 2
Source: RefSeq, a predicted model, not a curated record